Molecule: messenger RNA, 567 nt
Organism: Diaporthe batatas
Lineage: Eukaryota; Fungi; Ascomycota; Sordariomycetes; Diaporthales; Diaporthaceae
Exons: 3
Coding region: 1-567 (188 amino acids)
Cellular component (GO): mitochondrion
Molecular function (GO): thiosulfate-cyanide sulfurtransferase activity
Source: RefSeq, a predicted model, not a curated record
AUGGCCUCCCCGCGGACGCUGCAGACCGCCGCGAACGCACUGCGCCUCGGCGCCUACCGCACCGGCGUGGCUACUAGCUCCAGCUCCCUCCUCCUCCUCCGCAGCGCCGCGCCCCGUGCUGCCGGGCGGUAUGCCCCGGUCCCUCUUCACGCCGCGGCUGCGCUGCCCUCUGCCGCCCGGAGGUACUCCCAGCAGAAUCAGCCCAAGGAGAGCAAGAUAUGGAGCUUUGAGGAGGUCCAGAAGCUCACGCAAGAGGCAGAACCCAGCGUCCUGGUAGUCGAUGUCCGAGAGCCAGGCGAGCUCAAGUCGACCGGCCGCGUGCCGGGCGCGGUCAACAUCCCCGUGACGUCGCAGCCCGACAGCUUCCACAUCAGCGAGGAGGAGUUUGAGGACCGCUUCGGGUACCCGCGCCCCGCCAAGGACCAGGAGGUCGUCUUCUACUGCAAGGCCGGCGUGCGCAGCCGCGCCGCGGCGGGGCUGGCAAAGGACGCCGGCUGGUCCAAGGUGGGCGAGUACCCCGGCAGCUGGCUGGACUGGGCCGAGAAGGGGGGCAAGGUGGAGAGGUGA